AUGUACACACUACUUUUUCAAACAGUAAUAGUAUUAGUCUCGAUUCUAUCGAGUUCCGUAGCUCAAGCUGGAAACAUUCCAGCGGUUAUAGCAUUUGGAGAUUCAAUACUCGAUACGGGCAACAACAAUGACCUCAGGACUUUAACCAAAGUUAAUUUCUAUCCUUAUGGAAGAGAUUUUGUAACUCGACAAGCCACUGGAAGAUUUGGCAAUGGAAGAAUACCUACAGAUAUGAUUGCCGAAGGUUUGGGAGUAAAGAACAUUGUACCAGCUUAUCGUAGUCCAUUUCUUCAACCCAAUGAUAUCUUAACCGGUGUUAGUUUUGCUUCUGGUGGUUCUGGUUUAGAUCCAAUGACCGCAAGAGUUCAGGGAGUUAUCUGGAUACCAGACCAAUUGAACGACUUCAAAGCUUACAUAGCAAAGCUAAAUAGCAUCACUGGAGAUGAGGAGAAGACGAGAUCAAUCAUCUCCAAUGCAGUUUAUGUAAUUUCCGCUGGAAACAACGAUCUUGGCAUCACAUUUGUCUCCAAUCCAGCAAGAAACACUCGAUAUUCUAUCUUCUCCUACACCAACAUGAUGAUUUCAUGGACACAAUCAUUCAUGCAGGAGUUAUAUAAAUUGGGAGCAAGAAAAUUUGCGAUUAUGGGAACGUUGCCAUUGGGUUGCUUACCAGGAGCAAGCAAUAUUUUUGGAGGGAUAUGUCUAGAACCCGCAAACGCAAUGGCUAGACUCUUUAACCAGAAACUAGCAAACGAAGUAAACAAUCUGAACUCAACGCUCCCAGGCUCUCGUUCCAUAUACAUUGACAUGUAUAAUCCUCUUCUUGAACUCGUCAGGAACCCACUAAGAUCAGGAUUUACGUCGCCAUCUAGGCCUUGCUGUUGUUCUCCCGCGGCUCCGGUACCGUGCGUUGAUGCAUCUCGUCAUGUGUUUUGGGACAUUGCUCACCCAACGGAGAAAGCUUAUCAGACUAUUAUCCCUCCGAUCAUCCAACAGAUUCAACAAAGCUUAGCUUGA
Eruca vesicaria subsp. sativa (arugula) is the source of this 1017-nucleotide messenger RNA. NCBI's taxonomy places the organism in Eukaryota, Viridiplantae, Streptophyta, Magnoliopsida, Brassicales, Brassicaceae. The record is from the annotation of a GenBank genome assembly.